AUGGGUGUCCAUGUGUGUCCCCAUCUGGGGGUCUGGCUGUGGCUGGGUGUCGCCCUGGGCCUCAGCCGGGGACAAGCAAGCGGCCGCCUGUGGCUGGCGGUGCUGCCUGAAGACCGGCUGCAGAUGAAGUGGGCGGAGUCGGAGAGGCCUGGCCUCGGCUACCUGGUGCAAGUGAAGCCCAUGGCAGGGGACUCGGAGCAGGAGGUGAUGCUGACCACCAAGACCCCCAAGGCCACGGUGGGGGGUCUGAGCCCCUCCAAGGGGUACACCCUGCAGAUCUUCGGGCUCACGGGUUCUGGGCGUGUCCUGCUGGCUCGGAGGGCGUUUGUGAUCGAGGACUUGAAAAGUCACCCUGUGGGUGGGAGCAGCUGGAGGCCCCUGGGGGCAGCUGCGGAGCUUUCGCCCACCCUCGUGGGGAGCCCGGACCUUGAGCCCCAAGUCACUGCAGCUCCAAGCCAAGGCCCUCCCACUCUUGCCGGCCCCCGGUUCCGCUGCACACCCCCCACCCCCGUGGACAUGAUCUUCCUGGUGGACGGGUCCUGGAGUGUCGGCCACAGCCACUUCCAGCAGGUCAAAGACUUCCUGGCCAGCGUCAUUGAACCCUUUGAAAUUGGGCCGGAUAAAGUUCAAGUUGGCUUGACCCAAUACAGUGGAGACCCCCAGACGGAGUGGGACCUGAACACCUUCGGCACCAAGGAGGAGGUGCUGGCCGCGGUCCGCAGCCUGCACUACAAAGGCGGGAACACGUUCACAGGCCUGGCCCUGACCCACGUGCUGGAGCAGAACCUGCGGCCUGAAGCCGGGCCCCGUCUGGAGGCGGCCACGGUGGUGGUCCUAGUGACAGACGGCAAGUCCCAGGACGACACCCAUGCUGCUGGUCGCGUCCUCAAGGGCCUGGACAUCGACAUCUUCGCUGUGGGCGUGAAGAACGCCGACGAGGCGGAGCUGAGGCUGCUGGCCUCCCAGCCGCUGGACGUCACGGUCCACAACGUGCAGGGUUUCCCGCAGCUCCGCACACUGGCCGGCCUGCUCAGCCGCCUCAUCUGCCAGAAGGUCCAGGGCAGGAGCCCACGUAAGAGCCCAGGUGCGCAGGCGGCCGGAGACCCCCUCUCCACUCCCACCAGCCUGGUCCUGACCCAGGUGACCUCCUCCAGUGUCCACCUGUCCUGGACUCCAGCCCCACAGCCACCGCUCAAGUACCUGGUGGUGUGGCGACCUUCCAGGGGCGGUGCCCCGGGGGAGGUGGUGGUGGCCGGGCCCAGCUCAUCCGCAGAGCUGCACAACCUGACCGCUAGCACAGAGUACCUGUUGUCCGUGCACGCCGUCUCCGAGGCGGGGGUCGGCGAGGGCCUGCGGGGCCUGGUGACCACAGGGCCUCUGCCUCCACCCCAGGCGCUCGCCCUGGCCUCAGUGACACCCAGGACCAUACGCCUCACCUGGCAGCCCUCGGCAGGAGCCACCCAGUACCUGGUGCGGUGCGCGUCGGCCACCCCCAAGGGCGAGGAGGAGGCCAGAGAGGUGCAGGUCGGGCAGCCGCAGGUGCUGCUGGGAGGCCUGGAGCCCGGCAGGGAGUACGACGUCCAGGUGCGCAGCCUGCAGGGGGCGCAGGCCAGCGAGGCCCGGGGCAUCCGCGUCAGGACCCCGCCCUUGGCUGCCCCCAGACACCUGAGCUUCUCCGAUGUGACACAUGACUCGGCCCGCGUGUCCUGGGAGGGCCCCCUGAGGCCUGUGCGCCUGUUUAGGGUCAGCUUCGUGUCCACCGAGGGCAGCCACUCAGGGCAGACAGAGGCCCCUGGGAACGCCACUUCAGUCACCCUGGGGCCUCUCUCCUCCUCCACCACCUACACCGUCCGAGUCGCCUGCCUCUUCCCUGGGGGCAGCUCCUCCACGAUGACCGGACACCUGACCACGAGGAAAGUCCCCAGCCCGAGCCGGCUGUCUGUGACCCAGCUGCCUGGGGAUAAGGUCCGGCUGACGUGGGCGGCGGCAGCCACGUCCGGGGUGCUUGUCUACCAGAUCAAGUGGAUGCCUCUGGGAGAUGGGAAGGCCCAUGAGGUGUCCGUCCCGGGGAACCGGGGUGAGGCCAUCCUGCCCGGCCUGGGGAGGCGCUCAGAGCACGAGAUCACCGUCCUGGCCUACUACCGGGAUGGGGCCCGCAGCGACCCCGUGUCCCUGCACUAUGCCCCCCGUACAGUCAGCCGGAGCCCGCCCUCCAACCUGGCCCUGGUUCCUGAGUCACCAAACAGCCUUCGGGUCAGCUGGACGCCCCCGACCGGCCACGUCCUGCACUACCGGCUCACCUGUGCACUGGCCUCGGGCUCCGGGCCCGAGACAUCGGUCUCCGUUCCAGGAUCCAGGAGCCACGUGACGCUCCCUGACCUCCGGGCAGCCACGAAGUACAGGGUCCUGGUCUCCGCAGUGUACGAGACAGGGGACAGUGCGGCUGUGGCUGCCAUGGGCUGGACGGCCUGCCCGGCCCUCCACCCGAACGGCACCCUUGCAGGCUUUGACCUGAUGGCGGCCUUCGGGCUGGUGGAGAAGGAGUACGCGUCCCUCCGGGGCAUCGCCAUGGAGCCCUCGGCGCUGGGCCCUGCCAGGACCUUCACGCUGCUCAGGGACGCUCAGCUGACCCGCCGGGCCAGCGACGUCCACCCGGCCCCCCUCCCCCCGGAGCACACGGUCGCCUUCCUCCUUCGCCUGCUUCCCGAGACACCACGGGAGGCCUUCGCACUGUGGCAGAUGACGGCCGAGGACUUCCAGCCUGUCCUGGGGGUCCUGCUGGACGCCGGCAGGAAGUCCCUGACCUACUUCUGCCACGACCCCAGCGCGGCCUUGCAGGAGGUGACCUUUGACCUGCCCGAAGUGAAGAGGAUCUUCUUUGGGAGCUUCCACAAGGUGCACGUGGCCGUGGGACACUCCAAGGUGCGGCUCUACGUGGACUGCAGGAAGGUGGCGGAGAGGCCCAUCGGGCCGGCGGGCAGCCCUCCCGUCUCCGGCUUCGUCACGCUGGGGAGGCUGGCCAAGGCCUGGGGGCCCCGAGGUGGCUCAUCCGUGCUCCAGCUCCAGAUGCUGCGGCUCGUGUGCAGUGACACCUGGGCAGAGGAGGACAGGUGCUGCGAGCUCCCAGCGCUGAAGGACGGGGCGGCCUGCCCUGCCUCCCCUUCUGCCUGCGCCUGUUCCUCAGAGAUCUCUGGGCCCCCAGGACCCCAGGGGCCUCCGGGCCUCCCUGGCAGGGAUGGAGCCCCAGGACAGCAGGGCGUCCCGGGGCCCAGGGGUCCACCCGGAGUCAAAGGAGAGAAAGGGGACCAUGGACCCCCCGGCCUGCAGGGCUACCCCGGCCACCAGGGCGCCCCCGGGAAGGUUGGCCUCCAGGGUCCGAAGGGAAUGAGAGGCCUGGAGGGCACCGCUGGUCUGCCAGGACCCCCGGGACCCAGGGGAUUCCAGGGCACGGCGGGGGCCCGGGGGGCCGGCGGGGAGCGAGGACCCCCAGGGGCGGUGGGACCCACGGGGCUGCCAGGGCCCAAGGGGGAGCGAGGAGAGAAGGGCGAGCCCCAGUCCUUGGCCACCAUCUACCAGCUCGUGAGCCAGGCCUCGCACAUGCUGAAGUUCGACUCCUUCCUCCACGAGAGCAGCCGGCCCCCACUGCCCGUCUCGGAGGCCUCGGGGCCCCUGAUCGCACGCAGUGUGGCCCAUCUCCCUGGAGGAGGGAGACACGCUGGACCCCGAGUCGAGGACACAGGAAACCCGGUCCAGUGA
Messenger RNA from Artibeus jamaicensis (Jamaican fruit-eating bat), 3756 nucleotides. It is a transcript of the gene COL20A1, whose product is annotated as collagen type XX alpha 1 chain. Lineage: Eukaryota; Metazoa; Chordata; Mammalia; Chiroptera; Phyllostomidae. Gene Ontology annotation, molecular function: protein binding. The record is from RefSeq and is a predicted model, not a curated record. The transcript is spliced from 34 exons. Bases 1 to 3756 code for a protein of 1251 amino acids.